AUGAACAUUACGAACAGUGCAACCACCGCAGAUCGUUCAGGAAAUAUUACCGACAGCACUUCCGGCAGAGAAGUAAGUAACAUUUCUAUACAAUCAAACCAGUCUUCACAGUUUCAUAAAUUACCAAAGCUGACACUCCCAAUAUUUACCGGAAAUAUCUUGGAAUGGCAGACAUUUUGGGAUUCGUUCGAAUCGAGUUUUCAUAACAACGAAUCAUUAUCAGACGUCCAGAAAUUCAGCUACCUUAGGUCCUUAUUAUCAGAUGAUGCAGCCAGAGUGAUCGAGGGAUUCCAGCUGACCCAUUCUAACUACAUGCAAGCAAUUGAAUUGUUGCGUGAACGUUUCGGACAGGAACACAAAAUCGUAAAUGCAUACAUGCAAGGCCUACUCGAGCUAAAACGUCCAACAUGUAAUAUCCUUAGCCUAAGAUCAUUUCAGGAGAAAAUGGAAUCAUAUAUUAGAGGGUUACAGUCAUUGGGCAGUGCCAAGUUUCGUAUGGAAAUCUUCUGGUUCCCGUGA
This is a messenger RNA of Mercenaria mercenaria, 519 nucleotides long. RefSeq lists its product as uncharacterized. The transcript has a single exon. The record is from RefSeq and is a predicted model, not a curated record. The coding region runs from base 1 to 519 and encodes 172 amino acids. NCBI's taxonomy places the organism in Eukaryota, Metazoa, Mollusca, Bivalvia, Venerida, Veneridae.